UAAAAAAAAUGCUGAAUAUAUUAUAUUCUUGGAAAAGUUGAUUUUUUAGCAGAAAAAUCCAGUAGUACUCUGCGUCUACUAUGCUAACAUCUUUCUCAGCGGGCGCUGGUGGAGCUACGCCGCCGGCAUUAACCAAUUUGAAAUGGUUGAAUUCGAGGCGUUUAAGGAUCUGGGCUGGCUGUGAUUUUCCGGAUUUUCUUCCUAAACAAGUUGAGAAAAUCAAAGACCCUUAUGCUAGAAAGUUGGCUUCACGAAUUGAGAGAAUACCAGUAAACUUUUCAAAGGGUUGUGUCAUGAGUAGUUGUGUGAAGCCAAAAGAACAGAAAGAGGCCAAUCCAGUUGUACUUCUCCAUGGUUUUGAUAGCACAUGUUUAGAGUGGAGGUACACACUUCCAUUGCUUGAGGAGGCUGGGUUGGAGACCUGGGCAGUUGAUAUCCUUGGAUGGGGUUUCUCUGAUCUAGGAAGGCUUCCAUCGUGUGAUGUAGCUUCCAAGCGUGAUCAUCUUUACCAGCUGUGGUCUACCUACAUCAAGAGGCCAAUGGUACUUGUCGGACCGAGUCUUGGAUCUGCUGUUGCUAUUGACUUCUCUGUCCACUAUCCAGAAGCUGUGGAAAGGCUUGUUUUAAUAGAUGCAAGUGUUUAUGCGGAAGGUACAGGAAAGCUCGCGACAUUACCCAAAGCAGUAGCUUAUGCUGGGGUCUACUUGUUGAAAAGCAUACCACUUCGUUUAUAUGCAGCAUCAUUGGCUUUCAAUGGCUUACCAAUAAGUACAUGUAUAGACUGGACUAAGAUAGGUCGUUUACAUUGUUUAUUACCUUGGUGGGAGGAUGCAACAGUGAAUUUCAUGAUCAGCGGAGGUUACAACGUCAUUGAUCAGAUAAAGCAUGUCAAGCACAAAACACUAAUUAUAUGGGGCGAAGAUGAUCAGAUUAUUGACUACAAGCUUGGAGUGAGAUUGCAUUGUGAAAUUCCAAGUGCAACGCUACGCCAAAUACCCCAGUGUGGCCAUAUUCCUCAUGUGCAGAAGCCUGAUGUUGUCUCCAGGUUGAUCACGGAAUUUGUUCAGUCUGAUCAAUCACAAAAGGCGAAACCUGACUCUGUCUCCACUGUCUCUGUUCCUAUGAUUACUGGUACUUGUACAAGCAAAUAUUUAGCAUAUCCAAAUUGACUUCCUGGUUCAACAUAGUGAUGAGGUUUGUUUGCCAGCUUCAAUGAUGAACUGUGAUUUCAUUCUUUAAGCAAUGUCGGCAAUAUUACCAACAUACCGAAGGUGCUUUGGCAUCCAGUUCAUAGUGUAACAAACUGAACACUUGAGCAAUCAGCUAAAUACUUGAGCAUUCUGAUACAUAUUUCUUUCAGUAUUACUUCGAUACUCAGAGCUAGAGUUUAUGGCCGGUGAGUCAUAGCCUGGACAAGCCUUAGUGGGCUGAGUUACUCAAUACCUUUGCUGGUUGGAGCUAGCAGCUGGGGGAAUAAUAGUCGAGGAGCACACAAGCUGGCCUAAACGCCACAGUUAUGAUAAAUAAAAAAGGGCAGUGUUGAACUUUUGUUGUGUAAUAUUAUCUUGAAUUAUCUUAGUUGAAGCAUAUUGUUAGAUGGAAAGUUAGUUGAAUGAUACUAUAUAUUACUAGUAUUUGUCAUCUUGUUAAAAGAAUAAGCUUUUCUGCACUAAUGAUUGCCUAGUUUCCUAUUGUU
Messenger RNA from Solanum tuberosum (potato), 1696 nucleotides. RefSeq lists its product as uncharacterized. NCBI's taxonomy places the organism in Eukaryota, Viridiplantae, Streptophyta, Magnoliopsida, Solanales, Solanaceae. The transcript has 10 exons. The record is from RefSeq and is a predicted model, not a curated record. Gene Ontology annotation, molecular function: catalytic activity. Bases 81 to 1169 code for a protein of 362 amino acids.